Messenger RNA from Lotus japonicus, 1026 nucleotides. RefSeq lists its product as uncharacterized. The record is from RefSeq and is a predicted model, not a curated record. The transcript is spliced from 2 exons. NCBI's taxonomy places the organism in Eukaryota, Viridiplantae, Streptophyta, Magnoliopsida, Fabales, Fabaceae. Bases 113 to 793 code for a protein of 226 amino acids.
ACUAAAAUUAAAAAACUAAAUAGUAAAUUCAUUCCCUUCCACAAAACCUCACCUCUCAUUCUCAUUUCUCAUCUCCUCCUCAAUCCCUCCUCAUACACAAAUUCGCAAUUCAAUGGCAGAAUCCCAAUCCCUUUAUCUGUGCUUGCUCCUCUUCCUCUUCCUCCACCUCCUUCUCCCACUCCCGCCGGCACUAGCCUCAUCAACACCAACCCCAACGGCGUGGCCGCACCAGUUCCACUCAGUCCUAUUCAUCAACAGCAGCGGCAAUCUCCAGAAAACCGACCUGUGGUACGACUGGCCCAACGGCCGCAACUUCAACAUCAUCCAGCACCAGCUCGGCGUUCUCAAAUACGACCUUGAAUGGAACAAUGGCACCUCCUUCUACUACACCCUCGACCCUUUCAACCACACCUGCAAGGUUAUCCAUUUCGAUGUGGGUAUUCUCCGCCCUAACUGGCUCGACGGUGCUAACUACCUGGGCCAGCACUAUGCCGACAACUUCCUCUGCAAUGUCUGGGAGAAGGUGGAUUUCAUCUGGUACUAUGAGGAUGUGCUCACUCGAAGACCUGUUAAGUGGAUCUUCUACUCUGGGAUGAUUGCUCAUGUGAUGACAUUUGAGGUUGGUGCUGUGCUUGAAGAUGCACAAUGGCAGGCUCCUGUGUACUGUUUUAAUGAGGCUGAGACACAUGAGAAAAGUAGCAGUAGCAAGGCCCUGUUAGAUUCAGAAGCUUCUGCUGCUCUUGGUGGUUCUUUUAUGAGAGAGAUAACAACUCAACAUGCAUAUGCUAAGUAAUUGUGAGGAAAAUGUUGGAUAGACAUCCGAUUGGGCUGUCCACAUAAAGAAAAAAGAGAACAUAAAAAAGUAAUGAAUGUGAUGUGAUGAAAAAUGAGAGAUAGAGAAAAAAUGAGUGAUCACGGAGGGGUGUGUGUACUCCGGUGUCUACAUAUUUUAGCUGUAACUGUAAGACUGGAAUUACUCAUUAGCAUAUUCGUAAUAAUGUAUCUCUCUUAUUUUGUUGGGAUGCA